Exophiala bonariae is the source of this 573-nucleotide messenger RNA. RefSeq lists its product as uncharacterized. The coding region runs from base 1 to 573 and encodes 190 amino acids. The transcript has a single exon. NCBI's taxonomy places the organism in Eukaryota, Fungi, Ascomycota, Eurotiomycetes, Chaetothyriales, Herpotrichiellaceae. The record is from RefSeq and is a predicted model, not a curated record.
AUGCGAUAUCAUACCAUCAAUCUCGCCGUUAUUGGCACGGCGCUGCUAGGACUCGGCCAAGCUCUUGUUGUUCCUGGACCAGAGACUUCGUCGAACAACCUCAUGACGCGCGAGCAGGACAUGCUUAUCAUCAACAUCGAACCCGAAUGGACCAACCCACAGUGCGGUGAAAGCAAAGCAGUGGAACUCAGCUGGAAGGACAAAAAUCACGCGGCAAGAGGCGAAUCGGGCGAAUGUCUCAAGUUCAAGGAGUUCUUGAGUGAACGGCAGGCCCAGCGCAAACAAUGGGACGUCAAGGUGGAAGUCAAAAUGGAUCUUGUUGCCACGGACUGUAGGGGCGGGUAUAGUGAUCCCUGGACUAAUGGCAAGACGAAGCACACUCGGGUAGCUUUUACACCUGAUGAGGGUCAGCAGGCCAGUGUGAGUUACGGCGGUCUUCAGAAGGUUUGGGGCCAGCUCGUCGUUGAUUCACCUAUAGCUGGCAGAAUCGCAAGCCCCCGUGUCGCCAUGGGCGUCCUUACCGACCAUAAGAAACUGACCCGGAAGUACCAGUAUAUCUACUGCGACCAUUGA